This is a messenger RNA of Periophthalmus magnuspinnatus, 2408 nucleotides long. It is a transcript of the gene slc37a4b, whose product is annotated as solute carrier family 37 member 4b. The transcript is spliced from 10 exons. Lineage: Eukaryota; Metazoa; Chordata; Actinopteri; Gobiiformes; Gobiidae. The record is from RefSeq and is a predicted model, not a curated record. The coding region runs from base 660 to 2006 and encodes 448 amino acids. Gene Ontology annotation, cellular component: endoplasmic reticulum membrane. Gene Ontology annotation, molecular function: glucose 6-phosphate:phosphate antiporter activity. Gene Ontology annotation, biological process: phosphate ion transmembrane transport; glucose-6-phosphate transport.
GUGCGAGGUAAACUGGCACAUUUCACACAAACGGAGUAUCCACGGUUUUCACCGCGAGACCAGAGCUAACGUAUAGCCUCAAGCAGCGGCUCCCUACACGGAAAUGUUUCCAUAGGCCUUUGUACGCGCUACAGCCAGGCUCUGGGCGCAUAGUCUCCUUUAGCAGCGUUGCGCACCAUUCAUUCAUUCGAUUGUAGAAAAGAGAGACCCUUUGAUGUCCUGUGUGGUUUCAUAGUGCGUUUUAGAGCGUAUCCAGCAUCGCGCAACCUCCGUUUGAGCGUGUGGGGCGUGUACAGUACAUCCAUAGAUGAGCCUCAGCUUUAGCCUGUUGUGGAGAGGGACAUGUGAUAUUUCCAGUGUUGGUGACCAUUCCGGAAAGCACAGCCACUGCCAGAAUAAGUGACAAGAGUCCAGGCACAGUGGACAGCUCAUAGACGUCCUGAAAUGAAAGCAAGGAUAGACUCUACGUGAUCAUUUGCUCAUGUCCGAGUUCCCUCCUGUGUCCAGGCUUCCACAGCAGCCGCACAGACAGAGCUGCUACUCUGUCUGUGUCCCUCUAUUCAAGUCCAUGAACUGGCAACCUAAUCAGGACUACAGGAUUCACAAUUAAGAGCAACUUCUUUUUUAUAUCGCGAUUUGACCUUUAUACUUCUGAAAUCAUGGGAUCCAAUGGCUAUGGCUACUACCGAGUGGUCAUUUUCUUCAGUAUGUUCACAGGAUACUCCCUGUACUUCUUCAAUAGGAAGACUUUCUCAUUUGUUAUGCCAUCUGUGAUGGAAGAGAUCAAGCUGGACAAGGAUGACCUGGGUCUGAUAGCCAGCAGCCAAACCAUGGCCUAUGCCAUCAGUAAGUUCAUCAGUGGAGUCCUGUCAGACCAGAUCAGUGCACGCUGGCUCUUCUCCAUCGGCCUGUUUCUGGUCGGAGGCAUCAACAUCGUGUUCUCCUGGUCCUCCACGGUCACCAUGUUCUCUCUGCUCUGGUUCAUCAAUGGUCUGGGUCAAGGCUGUGGGUGGCCCCCAUGUGGAAAAGUGCUGCGUAAGUGGUACGAGCCCUCCCAGUUUGGGACAUGGUGGUCCGUCCUGUCCUGCAGUAUGAACCUGGCGGGCAGUCUGGGCCCUCUGCUGGUCACUGUCCUGCUGCAGUACUACGACUGGAGAACCAUCCUCUCCAUGUCAGGCAUUUUCUGUGCAGCCUUCUCCUUCCUCUGUAUGGCCUUUGUGAAGAACGAGCCCAAAGAUGUGGGUCUAACCAGCAUCGAGGCAGCAGCUAAGAAGAAGGGAGGAAACUGUGAGAGCACUCUUCAGGAAUUCCUCUUCUCUCCUUUCCUGUGGGUGCUGUCUCUUGGGUACUUGGUCGUUUUUGGGGUCAAAACUGCCGCUACUGACUGGGGCCAACUAUUCCUUAUGCAAGAAAAGGGCCAGACUACUCUAAUGGGCAGUAGCUACAUGAGCGCACUGGAGGUUGGAGGUUUUGCUGGCAGCCUUGUAUCGGGGUUCAUUUCAGACAGAGCUGUUGCGCGGCAAGGGCUGAGUACCCAUGGUAACCCUCGCCAUAGUCUGCUUAUUCUUAUGAUGGCUGGGAUGUAUGUGUCCAUGUACUUGUUUAGAGUCACGAUUACACCUGAGAUCCCACAGGAGCUGCCACUUUGGUUUCAAGUUCUUCAUCCUUUCUCAUUAUUGUGUGGCAUUUCAGAAAAAGAGAUCUGGAUAUUGUUCCUUGGGGCCUUGUUUGGAUUCUGUUCUUAUGGACCCAUUGCCUUGUUUGGUGUGAUCGCCAGUGAAAGUGCUCCUUCCAACUUUUGUGGCACUUCUCAUGCUGUUGUUGCUCUGAUGGCCAAUGUGGGGGCUUUUAUGGCAGGACUUCCCUUCAGCACAGUGGCCAAACAGCACAGCUGGGACACGGCCUUCUGGAUGGCUGAGGUGAUGAUGGGUGUUGCUACUGUGGGGUUCUUUCUUCUCCGCAACAUGCGCACCAAAAUGGGUCCAACUGCUGAGAAGACUGAGUGAAAUUAUACAUAACACACUGGUAUAAUAUUUGUUGUGACCACUCAUACUGAUUUAAAGAUGAUAUGUUUUAGAGCUGCUACAGGAAACACUUGUUUAUACUCGCUUAAUAAUUUCAAUGUCGGAAUGCUUUAAAUGUAAUUUAAUAGAAUGUUUGCCAUAACUCUGUACUUUACCUCACACAUUGUACAAUUGUAAAUGAAGAUAUUUUCACAUAAAACUGUGCUCUAUUUUUAGAUUGUAUAAAAACUAGUUAGUUAAACAUUAGAUACUUGGCAGCACAGAAUGUACUUUAUUUUAUUUACUAUUAGGCAUUUCAUUGUGUUAAAAGCCAUUUUGGUAUAUUUUAGAAAUGUUUAAUCUGUGUGCACUUAACUUAAAACACAAUAAAUGUCUAUCUAACUU